AUGGCGGAUAUAGAUGAGUCCGUCUUGCUCGGCGACCCAACAGAUCAACACGAUGGGCCACUGGAUGAAAAUGCUCUGCUCGAUGAGUUAGUUAUUGAUUUUUACAUUUCAGUUUGUUUAAUGUGAAUAUAAAGUUUCAGUAAGGAGUUCAAAGAGGAGGUGGAUGAUCUUUAUGAAGAUGCGAUCGCUCCGACCAACUCGGUAAGAAAUCCACAGAAUUGUCUGAAAAUGUUAAUAGUGUGCUACAGGAAACUACGCCCAUAAAAGUGGCAGCCCAAACAACUCCAACUGUAGCCGCACCGGCGGCUUCCGUGCCUGCAAGACCGGCUGCGCCAGCCGAAGGAAGAAAGUACUGCUGCUACAUAGGCAACCUUCUCUGGUACACCACUGAUGCUGACUUAAUGGUUAAUCCUCGAUUCAUGCGCUUCGAUUAACGUUUUAAUCUCAAUUUCAGAAAGCUCUGGCUUCUACUGGCCUUUCGAGAUCCUUGUUCGCUGAUAUGAAGUUUUUCGAAAACCGCACUAAUGGACAAAGCAAAGGAUAUGCUCUGUUGGUGCUCAACUCGGAUGCAGCAGUGAAACAAGUGAUGGAAGCUCUUCCAACAAAAACCAUUCACGGACAAAGCCCAACUGUUCUCUCGUACAACAAAGCGAAUCAGGCGAAGCUUGAAGAAGCUCAGGCGAAAAACCAAACUCGUCCGGACGUCAAAAAGAAGGUAAACAUCGUCAAACUUCUGUAAGGCACGCGCGCGACGAACUGCCCUCUCCGCGGCCUUAUAACUAUUCUCUGGCUGGCCCAGCGGGCUGCGUGACGUAGCGCAGGCGGUUAGUUUGUCGUCUGCCCCUCGGCGGGUCGCUAGUUCGAUCGCCUCCACGCGCCUUUGAAACUCAGCGGUGUUUUGUGUUAAUGAUCAUGAGCUGGUAGCAGGCGCAAAAGAAUUCGGAGUCUUACCGGCGUUCACCUGUUCAAGGUGCGCGUUAAAAGUUCUUCCGAACAAUCAAAUUUUCAGCUAUGUUUGUAUUUAUCGUUUGUUUUUGCAGCCUUACGGAACCGACGAAGGAUGCCUAAACAUGGGAACCAUCAGAAUAGGCACUGGAACUCAGUCCAACCGCUCCGGAUCCACUGGCAGAGCUGGUCCUCCGCCUCUGAUGAUGCAACCGACGAACAUGAUGAGACCGACUCCACUGAUGAGUCAGCAGACGGCUCCGCUCGUCUCGAAUCAAGGACAACCUCCGCAGAUGCGCCUUCAGAUCAAUGGACAAUCCGUUCCAAUGAUGAAUCGUGCUCCGAUGACUGCGCCUCAACAAAGUCUGAUGGGAAAUGCGUUGGGCGGUCUGAAUCAACAGAUGCAGCAACCGCAGAUGUUGAUGGGGGCCCAGCAGGUCCGUCCGAUGAUGCAGUCCACGAUGGGAAUGCAACCGAUCAUGGGCAUGAACCUGGCCGCCCCUCCGCCGAUGAACAAUCAAUUCCAGACUAGGUAGGAUCCGAGUAACUCAUUAGAAUGCGCUUAAUCCCCGAGCAGUUCCAGACCUCCGCAACUCGGUCCCCUUGGUGUUCAGCCGCUUAUGCAAAUGAACACAGCGAUGCGCCCGCCGACCAACGGAAUGCCGCCGGUCCAUGUCAAUCCGCAGGUACACUUCUACUCUAAACAGUGCAUUCUUUAUAGUUCUAUAGCUUCAGAUGUUCCCCGGAAUGCAGCCGCCGCCAUUGACAGAAGCAGAGUUCGAAGAUGUCAUGAACCGCAAUCGGACCGUCUCGUCGUCGGCCAUAUCGAGAGCCAUCACGGACGCAGCCGUCGGAGACAUCAAAGGAGCCACUGAGACCAUUUUGACCGCGAUUACACUUAUCAAACAGAGCAGAAUCGGACACGAUGACAGAUGCAGACAGUUGGUGUACAGUUUGGAGGUGAGCAGUUGGCCUUGGAAGGAAGAAACUGAAUUGUUUUCAUUUGCAGGACACUUUGAAAGGACUCGAAUCGAAGGGCUAUUCGUCACGCUCGAAGUCUCAUCGCGACCGUUCUCGAAGCCGCGAAAGAGAUCGCAAAAGAAGAAGACGUAGCCGUACUCGCUCCCGGUAACUCUCUUUUCCUUAUUCCCGCUCCUAACCGUGUCAGUCACAGAUCCUACUCCCGCUCGCCAUCGCCGCGUCGCUCUCGUCGUUACUGAGUGCAUUCCCAUCUCUGAAUUUCUCGAUUCCCCUAUUUUAAAUCUUAUUUUCUUAAUAAUCCAGUAAGUUUUCAGUCCAUGUCUUUCUGGCAAACAGUCGUCAUUCAGAAUGAUCACAGAUGCACAAAGUCCGCCCUCUGAUCCGCUGUUUACUCUACUUCUUCUUCUUCUUCUACUUCUUCUUCUUCUUCUUCUUCAAUUCCAGUGCUGGAUUACGGGACGAGGAGUAAUCUUUCUCAAAAGUGAGUUCAAGAACCGAUUAUAAAAAUUAUAUUUUCCCUUCAAGUUUUGUUGUAUUCUCCAUCAUCCCACAAGUAACUUUAUAAUAUUCUCACCAAAUUAUUUCGAAUUUAAAUUGUUCCGAUGAAGUCGAAACUGAUGUAAAUGAGUAGGACACCUACCUCUUUAUUGCCUUAAUUUUAAACUGAAUAAUCAAUUUGUAAUGUGUCGGAGUGUUCCGACCAAUCUAAAUUUGUCUGACAACCCUUCACGCUUAUCUCAGGACGUCUUUAACAUUGGAUGGGAAAGUGAUUAUAUUAUGUUACCCAGAAUUUGUUUGAGUGUUUCUCUUCAUAAAAAGUAACACAUUUCGUAUUGUGACUGCUCUGGAUAGAAUAAUUUUUCAACCUAUUUCAUGUGUUUUCUUCUGAUUUUUAGUCCAAAAUGCGAGCUCCUUUUCUUCAUAUUCGCUAUCUGACUGACUCCUCUUUUCUGUACUCACUCCCCUCCUUCAAUUGUACUUUUUCGAACAGAUCGCUUCGGUCGUCCGACGUCUUCCCGUCUGCUACCACAUCCAGCGGACAUGGAAUUGAAGAAAACCCCGUCCAAGAACAUUAUACUCUCUGCUAAAUUUUGCUUAAUCUUGAACACUCUCUUUCUGAAAGCGUAUGAAUCCUUCUUUGUAAUGUUCGAACGAUCAUUUUUCCCAAAGUAGAAGAAGCGUGCACUUUCAUUGUGAUUCCAGCGGUAAGCCAAACUUUUCCUUUUCCUUUCAUGUAUUCAUUCGCCUCGUUUUCACCCCCUAAUUUUACUGUGAAUGCCAAACAAAUUCCCGUUCUCAUUCCCCAUUUCAUUAAGUUCGCAACAGAAAAGUAAGGUUCUCGAAAUGCGUAAUCGUUUCGUUUUCAGAUUUCUACGGGAUCUCACCAACAACUUCGUGUGCAACUUCAUCACUAAUCAAUCGAUCCGUAACAUUGCGUUCUGAAUAAAUAAUGAAUUAAAAACAAGUUUCCCAAAACUGUUCAUGUUCUGAAGUCGAAUCAGUCGACUGGUAUAGUAUCUAUUUACGCAAUGACUUUUUCUAAAAAUACUUUUUCAGAAAAAUGGCGGAGGAGGGCUCGGUGGUCCGAUGGUUAGUUUGCGGGGCGAGUGCCGGAUUGGCAGUGGACAUCGGACUGUACCCUCUGGAUACAAUCAAAUCGCGAAUGCAGUCGAAGCAGGGAUUCCUCGCGGCCGGAGGAUUCAGGGACAUUUACAGGUGACCGUCAAUCCGAUCACCGUAGGAAUGAGAGAUCGUUGCAGAGGGAUGAGCUCGGUGAUGGUGGGCUCCGCGCCGGGAGCGGCCAUCUUCUUCCUCGCCUACAAGUACAUAAACGGACAGCUCAAACGGACUUUGCCCGGGAGAGACGCCCUCGUGGACGCCUUCGCCGCUUCCCUCGCGGAGAUCGCCGCGUGCGCCGUCCGUGUUCCGACCGAACUGUGCAAGCAGAGAGGACAAGUGCGGGAGAACGCACGGCUUUCACUGAUAUGCAGGGAGAUUAUGGACACGAGGGGAAUACGUGGAUUCUAUCAGGGAUACGGUAGCACUGUCGCAAGGGAGAUUCCCUUUUCGAUCAUUCAGUUUCCGAUUUGGGAGGCGCUCAAGCGGAUCGUCGCCGAAAAGAAAGAGUCCGGGCGGUGCAGUCCUUUGGAAGGGGCCGCCUGCGGGAGUGUCGCUGGAUGCGUGGCCGCCGGACUGACGACUCCGUUGGAUGUGGCAAAGACGCGGAUCAUGCUGACGAAGAACGGACCGGCUCCCGGAAUCAUCGGCACUCUCAGAGAGGUCGUUCCCUCGUCGCACUUGAAAGAAAACGUUUCCGUUUUGCAGGUGUACUCGACAGGAGGCGUGGGCGGAUUGUAUUCGGGCAUCGUGCCACGUGUCAUGUGGAUCUCCGGUGGCGGAUUCGUCUUCUUCGGCGCCUACGAAACGGCAAUGCACUUCACGAAAUUCCUCGAUUAG
Molecule: messenger RNA, 4383 nt
Organism: Caenorhabditis sp. 36 PRJEB53466
Lineage: Eukaryota; Metazoa; Nematoda; Chromadorea; Rhabditida; Rhabditidae
Source: the annotation of a GenBank genome assembly